GCUGAUAUCGAGUUCAUUGAACCGUUGAGGGGGUUAUGUUGUCUUUUGUGGCGCGCGAGUGUCAUUCAAGUUUGUUUACAAAAUUUCGGUGCUGUGUGUAUCCUCGCGAUGCAGUUUGUUGGCGGCGAACUGGAAAUGAUUAAUCGCCAUUUAUGAGCUACUCGACACAUAAUAUACGCUUCGUACAGUAACCCUUACGUGUGGACACACGUUGCGAGGGGGGAAACCUAAUCUAACCGGUACGCGGCGACGCGUCCACGGGCUGCUUCUCCGCUGUACACAAACAUCAAUGACAUCGGAACGCGCUUUGUGAGCGCUUCGCAAAUAUCGCAUUGGCCUGUGGUGGUCGCUCGAUAAUUCGCUACCGCUGGCAGGCGACUGUUUAGAUGGAUAAUGAGCGAGUCCGAUGACACGGAUGUUCUCCUCCUGAUCCCGCCCGAUAUAUUCCUCGUGCCGUCUUCCGAUUCCGACACCUGCUCGAACGAUCGCGCCGGAACGGAUUGCGGGCGGACCGGCGUUAUCUCGGAGCUGGUCGGGCAUAUGCAAUCGCUGGAGUCCCGGAUCACGGCGAUCGAGUCCAGAGACAGUAGCCUGGACAUUUCCGUGUCCAACAGUGCUUUGCUUAACGACUCGCAGCCGGCGUACGGCGGUGCGUCCCACCCUUGCCAACGGCAGACCCUACCCAGAACUAAGUUCUCCGUAAGUCAAGGCGCCAGCCUGCAAAACUCCCCCGUCAAGUCGCGCAAAUCUCUGUCCGUUCCUUCCACUCCCAAUGGAUACUCGUCGCAGAGCUGUACUAACUUCUUCCUGAAGGGAGACGCGAAGGCUGGGUGCCAUCUCACGACAGCUGCUACCUCUAAUACGACUAAUACUAACACUCUCACACGGGCCAAGCAUGACGCUCUAACUUCGUACUCUGACUCCUUCGUGGUGCCUCCUGCUUCCUGUGGUACUGGGCUCUCGCAUGCCACUGUUAUGUCCACGACGAAGGACCCUCACUUGUCUCUUCGUCCAAAUGAUCGUUGUACGAGUAACUUGCAUGAAUCCCACAACUCCUCGCAUUCAACAAUACCUGUGUCAAGUUCAUCUAAUGCAUUGAUAGGUCAGCUCCUGCAUACCCGUUCCAGAAUAGUGCAAGAGAUGGAACUGUCAGAGGUUGACGAGCUGCUCCAAGAAAUGGAAGCUACCGAAUUGGAAUUGUCUAAAAGAAUAAAUAACACUAGCGGAUAUCGCGGUGAGCUGCUUCAUCCAGCGUUGUCGACACAGACUGUUAGUAAUGCAAGUAGUCAAGAAAAGGAGGCGCAUCGUAAAUUAGAUUUUCAGUCGUGGGAGAAUAAAGAUACUCAACUCACUGACGCUUCGUCGAUCAUUUCUCAAAAGAAAACGAACAAUGCAUUCCCAGAUAUCACAUUGCCGUACAAUGAUUCAUUCCAUUUAAAUGAGACUGACAAAAUGAUUUCUGGUUUUAAGACGUGGGAACGAAACGUUCAGCAGCCUGUUGUAAAACCAAAUGGAUACACAAUAGAAAAUUUAAAAAAUAUAGAUCAUCCGUUUAACGUAUCGGCUACUACUGUCAAUGCUAAACCAAAAGAAUCGAUGUCAGAAUCGAACGUUCUAAUGACAGAUGAAACAAAUACAAGCAGUAUAUACACUGAAUCAAAAUCUUCCAUUGCAAAUACUAUGUCGCAUAUUAAUGAGCCAGCUAAGCUUUCUGGUAUGAUGCCAUCGAAAAUUGUACAAUAUAGUAAUACAGAACCUGUAGAUCUUUGUAAAAUAUCACAGCACAGUGAAAAUUUACACGAUAAAGAGAAAUCUGAUUUUAAUAAAACUACCGUGCACAUUGGAACAAAUACGGAUUUUCAUUUAAGAAAAUGUCAACGACUUUUAUCACUUUCGGAUUUCUGGGAUUCUAAUCCAACUAGAUCACACGAAGAAACGCUUAGGAUUAAGAUAGAAGAGGAGAAAUUUCGUAGAGAGCAUUGCGAGCAUCUAAUUCAAGAACUUCAGAAACGUUUGCUGGAGCAACAGGAAAAAGUGGCAGUAGCAGUUAGAGUUGACAAUGAAAAAAAUGUCUUGAUAUCGCAAUUCCAUACAUCUUGGUCUAAAUUAAAGCAACAAGUCGUAAUAUUGGAAGUUGAACAUAAAAAUUCGCAGACUAAUUUGCAGAGUAUCACAGAAAAGCAUCAAUCGGAGAUUCUAGAACUUCAAACGCAAGUGAAACGGCUAGAAGGAGAGUUAUCGAAAGCUUUAGACUUGGCAGCUGGAUAUAAGGAGAAGAGUGACAUUAUGAUUAAAGAGAAGGUUGAUCUGUUGAAAACUCAUGCAGAUGAAUUAGAUAGUUACAAAUCAUUGGUUCAAGAAGCAGAAAAUAGAUACGAGCAAAUGAAGACAGAAUUCAAUAAGCUGUUACAGAAAAAUCAACAGACUGAGGAGACAUUAAGAACUGUUCAAUCGGAAUUGAAUAAAGAACGUUUGAGGGGAGGUGAGGUGCGAAGUGAGAUGGGUGUCAUUCAUAAAGCACUAGAUGCUUGUGAAGCAGAGUUGACAGUGCUGAGACAAGAAAAAGAGAAUUUGCAGCUUAAGCUUAAAGAGGAGAUGAAUAGGAAUUCUAUUUUGGAACAGAAAAAUUUAUCGUUGCUCGUAUAUGUUGACGACGCGAAGAAAGCGGAAAAAUUAGCUAAAGAUGAAAUUAAGUCUAUCGCAGAACAAAAGGAAAAAAUCAGAGCUGAAUUACAAGAGGUUUAUCAGAAACAGGUUGAUGAAGUGGUAAAAGCAAAAUUGCAAGAAUUUCAAAUGCAACUUGAUAACGCCGAGUCGGAAUUUUUGGAGGAAUUGAAAACGAGGCAGCAAGUUAUAGCUGAGUGUGCUGCCAGGAAGAUAAAGGAUGUUAUCGAUAAAUACCGUUUAGAAAUAAACUUGCUGGAGGAAAAACACAAAGAGGAAAAACGAUUGUGCGAACUGCAAUUAGCUCAAGCUUUACAGAGGUCAUCUAUAUUAGAAACGCAUUUGAAUUCUCAGCGCGCAACAAAAUCUCAACUUGCGGAACAAUUGCAUUCCGUUAUGCAAAAACAGUGGCAACAGGCUCUGCAUAUUAUAUCAGGCAGUAACAUGGAUAUUUCCCCGAUUCAAAAAAUUCACGCAGACAAAUAUUUUGAGUCUAAAGGCCCUAAAAAGUCUGAAUCAAUGCCAAAUUGUUACACUAAACUUUCUCAGGAAUUAAUGAAACACGUCACUCAACCGUUAGAGGCACACAGUUUGAUCAAUGCACAACCUCGUGAAGAUCAAAACGAAAGCGUGACAACAAUGAAUUCCGUCGAAAAUUUGCCAUUAACCAGUAAAAAUGAAUCGAAGGAUGAUCUUCGAAAAUAUGUGAAAAUGAUUGCAGAAAUGCAGCUGGCAAGAGAAGACAAAGAUCCAAAACCCAGAAGUAGCAUUUCGAGUCCGCCAUUGGGAUGCAGAGAGGUACCGCGGAAACAUUACUUAAAAAAGGAAUUGAGUGAGGAUAGCGUCAUGUGGCCGCCAAGUGACGAGAUUAUACACGAUGUUAGUGAUCAUAUAUCUCUUCCGCAAAAAAUGCUUACAAAAAUAGAUCAGUCGAAGAACAAGCCUCCUUGGAAAUGACGUACAAUGUAUGAUGAUGACGUUACUGAAGGCGUAGAUGAGCUCGAUUACAGCAGUUUAACUCAGUACAGUGUACUUAAUUAGCAGUAAUAAGUUUUUUAUAUGGAACAAAUAUUAAUAUCUAUUUUUAUGUAAGAAGAUUGAAUAAAAAAGAUUUUUU
Messenger RNA from Wasmannia auropunctata (little fire ant), 3781 nucleotides. RefSeq names its product myosin-6-like (gene Cnb). Gene Ontology annotation, cellular component: centriole; centrosome. Bases 394 to 3621 code for a protein of 1075 amino acids. Lineage: Eukaryota; Metazoa; Arthropoda; Insecta; Hymenoptera; Formicidae. The transcript is spliced from 8 exons. The record is from RefSeq and is a predicted model, not a curated record. Gene Ontology annotation, biological process: mitotic cytokinetic process; regulation of cilium assembly; centriole replication.